CAGACAACGUAAGCGAAGACGGUAUUACCGUGUUUCUUACGAAUCUUCUUGCAACAAAAUUCAAAGAUCCUUUUACAUACUAUGCUUGCAUUGCGCACUUUCGCAAUUUCGGAUUUAUAAUCUUAUGAAUAUACUGCUUGCCCGAAAAAUUAUUGAUGUACAUUUUCGCCAGUUCUUACCUUUAGGAUUAGUUUUCUGAUCCAGAAAUUUAACCGCAGAUGAGAGCUUGACAAAAAUUUUAUGCAUUUUUAGUUCCGUAACCUACAUCCUGUAUAGGUUUUGGAUUAUAUCGCACGCUCUAUAUACUUUUGCCAAAAAUGAGCCUUUCCCAGAAAAUGAAUUUGGGUUCGGAUAAGCUGGACAACACCCCGCGAGGUCCAACCGGCACCCGAGCAGCUGGGCUUGUUGUGUUUCGCCGAUCGGAAAAUGGCGGAUUAUCAUAUCUCUUGCUGCAAGAGAAUUUCGGAGAAAAACACUGGACGCCACCCAAAGGCUACAUCGAAACGGAAAACGAUCGAGAAGCAGCUCUUCAAGAGACACUGAAGGAAACCGGGCUGGAGAGCCGCGAUUUGAAGGUGUUCGACGACUUCUCCUUCAAGAUGCAGUACUCAGUGCGGAAGGAGAUCAAGAAAAUCUGGUACGGCUUGGCGGAGUUCAUAACGGGAGAGAAAGCCAAGGAUAACGAUAAGAGUAAAGGCAAUGCCAAGAAUAUUAAGGUCACCGGCGAUGCACAUAACGCGGCGUGGUGGUUGCCAUUGAGCGAUGCGGUAAAGGUCAGCGGCUAUGUGGAAGCGGAUGCACUGCUGAAGAAGGCCGAAAAGUACAUUCAGGAUAAGACAAAGCCGGUGGACCAAACAGCUUAAUGUAAUGGAUGUCAUCAUGCCAGUGGCUUGCGAAAGAUUUUUGCCGAUUUGUUUGUUAUUAAUAUGGUUUUUUAAUUGUUUUAACUGAUCCGUGUCGCUUCUGAUGUCAAAUUGGUUUUGCAAAUUACAGAACGUACAAGAUAAGUAGCAUCUAUUUUUAAAUAGAGCCUUAAUCAAAAAUUUACUGCAUAUUUAUGUACAAAAGGAACAAAAAAGGUUUCCAGUUUGCUCAAAGCGGCCCUGUAGAACAAAAAAAUAAAUCAGCUGAAAACAUUUUAUAUAUAUUU
Paramacrobiotus metropolitanus is the source of this 1150-nucleotide messenger RNA. RefSeq names its product bis(5'-nucleosyl)-tetraphosphatase [asymmetrical]-like. Gene Ontology annotation, biological process: AMP biosynthetic process; ATP biosynthetic process. NCBI's taxonomy places the organism in Eukaryota, Metazoa, Tardigrada, Eutardigrada, Parachela, Macrobiotidae. Bases 318 to 863 code for a protein of 181 amino acids. The transcript is spliced from 3 exons. The record is from RefSeq and is a predicted model, not a curated record. Gene Ontology annotation, molecular function: bis(5'-nucleosyl)-tetraphosphatase (asymmetrical) activity.